CCUCUCAUCGAACCAUUUCCCUCUUCCACGGUUUCAACUUUCUCUUUCACACACAGCCCACGCCCGAGAGUGACGAGGAGGAAGGAGCCGUCCAGUGAUGCACACAGAAAUUCCACCGGCCUCCACGCGUCGCCGUGAGUCACGUCCCCAGCCCGGCCGGGGCCCGCCUCAUUUGGCCUUGGCCGCUCCCGGGAGAGCGCACGGCCGGUGGGCCUGCGGGGCGGGAGGAAGAUGACAGACGGUGAGUUCGGGUACACACUGUCGCUGGCCCAGGACUAUGUGAGGCACGUCCUGCAGAUCCCGCAGCCCGGCCCGGCCGCCAGCAGAGUGUCCCGGGUCCUGCGGGACGUGGCCUCCUCUGUGCAGGGGGAGGUGGAAAAGAACUUGAAACCAUGCUUGGACAGCUUUGACGUGGGGUCCAUCGACACUGCCAGAACCAUCUUCAAUCAAGUCAUGGAAAAGGAAUUUGAAGAUGGCAUCAUUAACUGGGGAAGGAUUGUGACCGUAUUUGCCUUUGAAGGCAUUCUCUCCAAGAAGCUCCUCCGGGAGCGAACUUCCCCGGACGUGGAUGCUUCUAGGGUUUCUUACUUUGUGGCAGAGUUCAUCACGACAAACAUGAGGGAGUGGAUAAGACAGAACGGAGGCUGGGAGGACGGCUUUGUAAAGAAGUUCGAGCCCAAGUCUGGCUGGCUGACCUUUCUGGAAGUUACAGGAAAGAUCUGUGAAAUGUUCUCUCUCCUGAAGCAAUACUACUGACCAGCCCACAGGGACACUCCCCGUUGUGAAACCCACCCCGUUUCCUUGACUUCUACAAAAAGCGUUGCCAACACUUACUUCUAUUUCUAAAUAAACAAAUUUGGUUAUGUAACUUGACGUUUCCAUGUGAUGGAAAUUUUGUUCUCGUUUUAGUGAAUAAAUUGUGUAUUUGCUUCAGUG
Lutra lutra (Eurasian river otter) is the source of this 936-nucleotide messenger RNA. RefSeq names its product BCL2 related protein A1 (gene BCL2A1). Gene Ontology annotation, biological process: intrinsic apoptotic signaling pathway in response to DNA damage; extrinsic apoptotic signaling pathway in absence of ligand; negative regulation of apoptotic process. The coding region runs from base 232 to 756 and encodes 174 amino acids. Gene Ontology annotation, molecular function: channel activity; protein heterodimerization activity; protein homodimerization activity. The transcript is spliced from 2 exons. Gene Ontology annotation, cellular component: mitochondrial outer membrane. NCBI's taxonomy places the organism in Eukaryota, Metazoa, Chordata, Mammalia, Carnivora, Mustelidae. The record is from RefSeq and is a predicted model, not a curated record.